AUGGCCCCUACGAGCAACAUUCUGCGCGCCGCCCGGCCCAUCCUUCGCCAGCGCGCUGCCGGCUCCUCCCCCUUCUUCACCAGCCAGAACCAGCAGUUCUUCCGCCAGCAGUUCCGCCAGCAGGGCAAGCGAUGGCAGAGCACGGCCUCCGGUGAGCAGGAGUCUGCCAGCUGGUUCAAGAAGGCGUGGGAGAGCGAGGUUGGCAUCAAGACGGUGCACUUCUGGGCUCCCGUCAUGAAGUGGGCUCUCGUCCUGGCAGGUGUUUCCGACUUCGCCCGGCCCGCUGACAAGCUGUCCUUUGCCCAAAACUUCUCUCUGAUGUGCACUGGUUUGAUCUGGACGCGUUGGUGCUUCGUCAUCACCCCCAAGAAUAUGCUGCUCGCCGCUGUCAACUUCUUCCUCGCCCUCGUCGGAAUCACCCAAAUCACCCGUAUCACCCUGCACGAGAUGAACAAGAAGGACACCGUCAAGGACGUCGUUGAA
Molecule: messenger RNA, 483 nt
Organism: Trichoderma asperellum CBS 433.97
Lineage: Eukaryota; Fungi; Ascomycota; Sordariomycetes; Hypocreales; Hypocreaceae
Biological process (GO): pyruvate import into mitochondria
Cellular component (GO): mitochondrial inner membrane
Source: RefSeq, a predicted model, not a curated record